ACCCUGUGACAUCAAGUGUGCAUUCUUUCUGACCUCAGUGUGCGUGUUAGUGAAGUGUUUAAUUAUCUUUCAAUCAGAAACUCUGAGAAAACACAGCUGUUUAUUCGUCAUUCACGCUAUUCAAAACCUACAAGGUUAAAAGAUCAAGUCUCGCAAAAUAAGAGCUUGUUUGCAAUGCAAAUUUGUAGUCUAAGUAAUUAGCGGAGUGUGAGCCUGCCUCAAUUAUCAACUGAGUAUUCUAAACAAAAGAAAAAUGUUUCGAAAUUAGCGUCUUUGAAGGAAUCUUUUGCAGAGCAGGGAAGCAAAAAUGUCAUCAGAAGACACUAAUGAUAGCGAAGAACAACGAAAGCGUCUGCGAAAAUCACGAAAACUUGGUCUUUGUCAAAAAUUGUCUAUUCCGGAUCGUGCAUCGUACUUAGAGGGGCAAACACCAUUUCAGCGGGCUAAAAACUUUGAUGACAGCUAUUUUGAAAAACUCAAUUUACUGAACUGGAAUGAAAAACAGGCUGAAAACCAAAAUAUUAAGGACACAGUCACUGAUGACAACCUUAAUCAAUCAGAGGAAGAUGAACAAAGUGAGGCAGAGGUGUUAUCAUCUAUUGAAGUUGAACCAACUUUAAAUGAUAAACAGCGAGCUGCAUUGUACUGUGAACUAUUGUAUACUGUCAUACACCAGCUCGGAGCACGUGGCAAGACAUCCUCUCUCACCCCUGGAGAUUUAUUUGUGUAUGCUCAGGAGGCCCUAAAAAUAUCUGAAGAGACACAUCGAAUGCUUUAUGCCAAGACAAAAGAAAGAGAACCUCCAACGUGUAUCAUAAAAGUUGAAGUUGUUGAGGCCAGACAUCUGGAGGCAAAAGAUGCAGAUGGUUUGAGUGAUCCCUACUGCAUGUUAGGGUUAAUAACAGAUGAAAAGGAAGAGGAGAAAAUAAAGAAUAUCAGAGCACAUCGUAGGAAGUCUAAGAGCACAAUCCGAGAGGUUCUUGAUGGCGAGUCUAUGCAUGUGACAACUGUGAAAGAAAACACUCUAAAUCCAGUAUGGAAUGAAACAUUCAUGAUUAAGAGUAAUCUCUUUCACAACCGUUUUUUGGUCUCUCUUUGGGACUGUGAUGACAAGGCAUUACUUAAGGAAGAAGACCGAAAACUUUCAAAAAUAAGAGGGAUCUCUGGAAUGGGAAGGUUUUUCAAAGAUGUCAUGCAGUCAGCUCGAAAAUCAGGAGAGGGUGGCAAUACUGAUGAUUUCCUCGGAUACAUUGAAAUACCAAUUAAGGAAAUUCCAGCCGCUGGCAUUGACGAGUGGUUCAAGCUUAAAGGACGUUCUUCAAAAUCUCACGUGGAUGGUCACUGUCAUCUUAAAAUUACCCUUACUACUGGAAAGAAACCUGACAUUCCAUAUGAAAUCAAGCAUCUUUAUCCAACAACCCUGGAUAUCCAUGGUGCGCUUUUAAGAGAAUUUAUUCAUUAUGACUGUGAAAACUACCAGGACACUGACAGCAAACGAAAUUCAACUGAGCUCUGUCCACAAGCGGAGUUCAUUCUUCAUCAACAUGCUCUACAGAAUGAGUUAAACGAUCUUCAACAAGUCAGCAUUCGCUGGAUGCUUUUCAGUCACCAUCACUGGCUUGAGCCAAUGAAGUACAGCUCUUUAAACGUAUUAGUGAGCACUCUAAAGAAGGAAUGGAAAACUGGGGCACUCAGCCAACGAGAGGAACAUUCAUUGGUCAAGUCGUUAAAGAUAUUUACAGAUAACUGUUGGAGGUUAUUGAUAAAAUAUAGAGACGUUUUCCCUGCCACAGAUAAAGGAAAGCUCAGUCGCUUGAUAAAUUUACUGGAGUGUUUGUCAAAUUUAUACAAGCUCGAAGUUUUCAAGAAUUCAAUUAAGGAACCAUUGAAUGUUCAAAUGUCAAAUCUGCUUAAGGAAUCAGCCCUUGCUUGGUACAAGAAAGUGUAUGCAUGGAAGGAGCCUCAGACAAAGAACGAAGAGGCUAUGCUAUCAGCUAUGGUGGAUGUUGCUGAAUCUCUAGUAACAGACAUGUUUCAAGCCAAGGCCUGUUACAGAAAGAUAUUCGCAGUAACGGGAGUGAAGUAUUUCACUACAGUUUACAACCAGUUGGAAUUAAUGCUUGCAUCUGAUGUUCACAACACUAUGGGGAAUGUCAACAAGCGUCUUAAACAGGAAGGUGGCGCUGACAUUGUUGGAGAGAAGCUGUUUUCAUUAUAUUUGGCCGUGAAGGAAGUCAUUAGUUACCGGAGCAUAGGAGAGUCAAUGCCAAACCAUGUGUAUGCCCUGGAUGACUAUCAUGGGUGGUUCAAACAGUCUGUUUUACGUUGGCUCGAUAUUGCACAAGUUAAGGCCAAAGAAAGAAUUAAAAGAGCAGUUGAAAUUGACAAGAUCUUGAGGAUUGAUGCAAGUGUUAGUCAUUCAACUUCAGCCAUCGAUGGAGUUGGUUGCUUUUACCAGAUUCGAGAAUUCUGGAAGAAGUUGGCUUGGCCGGACCCAUCUGGAUCCUACGUGUUUGUCAUGCACAUCACCAACCAAAUUUGUAGCAGUGGAUCAUACUACGCUGAUCUUCUGUUCGACAAGAUGAUUAAAAAUAACUAUUAUGACAAGGAUCCUUCUCAGUUUGACGUCAGUGAACAGUUAUGUGUUACCUUGAAUAACAUUGAAUACAUGAGACUGUGGUUAUCGAAACUGCCUGAGAAGCUGGGCUGGGAAGAUGUCAUUAACGCCUUGAUAACAGCGCAUGGUGAAAGAGGUGGAAGGCAUGCACGCUCAGCUCUGGAAAAUAUGCUAUGUAGUGCAGACGACGACAUGCUUAAUAAGGUUGCCGAUGCUAUUGAGCACAUUGGGCACAGGAUGGGGGUCGAUAUCAAGAGAUUUGUUUUUCAACUGUGCUGUGCCCCAGAAGACACGCCAGCUGAAGAAGUUGUGGUUCCUUUACUCAAAUACUUGGACGAUGAUCUCAUGGUUCUGAAUACAAGCGUCGUCAAAUCUGUGUUUCACAGAAUUCUCCAUUUCAUUUGGGAAAUAGUGAUUGAAAACUUCAGUAAUGGUAUUAAAGCCAACGGAGGGAGAACUGCGUCCUUCUACCAAAGACAAUGCGAAGCACUUGAGAUAGUGCAGAGUUUCUUUUACGCCGAUGGAGUUGGGGUUCCUUUGGAACGUCUGCAGCUGGGAAACUAUAAGAUUUUGGUUGAAACCCUCGCCUUACGCAAGAUGUCCACAACAGAGUUAAUCCAACACUACUUUGCCGAGAGGUGUGGAGAACAGGAAACUGCCGAAGAGAAAUAUGGAGCCGUAACAUUUAAAGCUUUCUAUGAUUUUAAUAACCAGAAGCUUCAAGUUGAAGUGCUGAAUGCAAAGAACCUUCCACCACUAGAUACUAACGGGCUGUGUGAUCCGUAUGUGACGGUGGAGCUUUUGCCAGAAGAUUUUUACGGAAAGGAGAUGAAAAAAACGGAAAUCAUUAAGAACACUUUGUUUCCACUUUUCGAUGAGCAGUUCGAUUUUGAUGUUGAGCCGGAGUUGCUGAGAGAGACUGGUUCCUGUUUACACUUGACCGUUAUGGAUUAUGACGUAUUUUCAAAUGACGAUAUUGCUGGUCACGUGUACUUCAACUUGAAUAACGUCUGCGGUUUGCGGGAAGUUGUGGAAGGAGGCUUUUCUAACGUACCUCAACAAACACGAAAUAUCUUCCAUCCUAAGCCUGGAGGCCGGUACUUUGAAGUUCUCGAGUCACGGGAUGACGAAAAGGCUCAACGGUUUGCGAAGGCAGAGAUUGACUUGCGCGAGAGAACAAUCAGCGCACAUGCGUGAGGAACCAGGUUGGCCAUGACGCAACUUCAGUCUCUGUCUUGUUAAGAAUUUAAGCAAUACUUCGUCAUUUAGCUCACUUGGCCUGCUAACUUUCUGAGAUGAACGAUUUCAAAUCAUGUUUACCAAAGAGGUAGCAAGAGCCAUCAAGCCCGCAAAUGACGUGUUUCGAAAGAGACCAAGCAGAAUGGUGUGAAAAGUUAAUGUCUCAGUAGAUUGUAAACCGUUUCAUCUCUUUGUUUAUAUUUAACAAAUAGAGAAGCCUUGACUGUUCUCUGUUCCGUUGUAAAGCACUCAGGAAGCGACUAGAGCACGAAAGAAGUGCAGGAAGAAACGCGAGUCGUAGUCGUUUUACUUUCAAUUUUCAAGACAAACUUUAUUUCCAGAGCAAACAACUGUGUCGUCAUCAUGCUCUAUUCUCUCAAAGUACGCCACAAUAAGCUAAUCAGAAUUCCUGUUAGAAUGGUUCAAAUAAUCCCAUUGGCUGUACAAGACUGAAGUUGUCAAAAAUGUCAAACAAUCAAAGUUCACUUUCUGCAAUAGUUUACAAACUCAGUAAUUCGGCAGGUCAAAUUUAACACUUUUGCCUGAAGUCUUAUAGUCUUUAAUAUCCAGCGAAAUCCAGUCGAAUUGACUGGCUUCAACUCAACGCAUCGGAAAGGAUAUCAGAGCAAGCUCUUAGUUGUUCUCUCAGAGGGCGGCCGAUGUAAUUUCUGAGGCUUAGUUGACUGCUUUAUUUUUUAUCAUUCCUGUUUUGUUCUGUUUUGUUUUUGAACACGAAACUAUAUAUACGACACGAGUGUUAGCUGUGUUUAAUUUUUAUUACCGUAAGUAAGCUUGCAAUAUGAAUGUGAAAACCUUCAAAAUUCGGAAUGUCCAUUUUGUUUAUUCAUUGAGGAUUUUUUGUCUCUGCUCACGUUAUAAUAACGUAAAUUACUGCGCCUGGCAUGUUCACAAACCUUUAUUUGGUUCAUCUGUUGCUAUUGGCCGACUUACCUGUUCCGAAAUUUCACUCUCAAUCAAAGGAAAAAAACUAGAGAAAAGUCCCGGAAAAGGUCGGACAUAGUACAAUUUGGCAGACGGUGUGACAGCUUUAGCUCAGCUCUAUACUCUUAUAGAGCAUGCUCAACCAACGACAGCGCGCGUUAUAUCCGAACUUUUUUAUGGUAAUAUAUAGACUUGUGUAUUACAAUUUCUGUUAGAACUUGAAUAGAACCUGUAGUUAAAGCUAUUCGUUCAACACUGAGUAAAAUAAACUAUUACAAUGUCUUAAAAGAGCAAGGCAUCUUCAUUAA
This is a messenger RNA of Pocillopora damicornis (cauliflower coral), 5106 nucleotides long. Its product is annotated as BAI1-associated protein 3. The record is from RefSeq and is a predicted model, not a curated record. NCBI's taxonomy places the organism in Eukaryota, Metazoa, Cnidaria, Anthozoa, Scleractinia, Pocilloporidae. Gene Ontology annotation, cellular component: secretory vesicle.